Messenger RNA from Ostertagia ostertagi, 264 nucleotides. NCBI's taxonomy places the organism in Eukaryota, Metazoa, Nematoda, Chromadorea, Rhabditida, Trichostrongylidae. The record is from the annotation of a GenBank genome assembly.
AUGGUGACUCCCGGUCUAUCCUGCACUUUCACCCUAUUCAAGGGUGCACAAAUGACCAACGUCAACCUUAGUCAAUCUUUGAACCACUAUUACGACGAUGUUACCUUGGAAGAUUGUUUCAAGGAAUGCCACGAGAAGUCAGACUGCAAGGGCUUCGCUUUCAAACAAGAUGUCAGCCUUUGCGGGAUCAUCGUUCCUGGAGAGGACGUGGUAUCACGAUACGAUUUCAUUCAGUGGGAAAUCUACACGUUCGAUCGAAACGUG